This is a messenger RNA of Striga asiatica, 957 nucleotides long. The record is from the annotation of a GenBank genome assembly. Lineage: Eukaryota; Viridiplantae; Streptophyta; Magnoliopsida; Lamiales; Orobanchaceae.
AUGACGAGAAAAUGUAAAUAUCAGCUCAGCCGGAGUCGUGGCGCAACGCGAGCAAAUAUAAAUGUUAGCUCUGCCGGAGUCGAGGCUCUACGGCGAGCAAAUAUAAAUGUUAGCUCUGCCGGAGUCGAGACUCUAGUGCGAGCAAAUAUAAAUGUUAGCUCUGCCGGAGUCGAGGCUCUACGGCGAGCAAAUAUAAAUGUUAGCUCUGCUGGAGUCGAGGCUCAACGGCGAGCAAAUAUAAAUGUUAGCUCUGCCGGAGUCGAGACUCUACGGCGAGCAAAUAUAAAUAUUCUCUCCUCACCUUGUCACAAAAUCACGACAAAAACUUUCGGCGUCAGAUUAAAAAUUCGGCAGCCUAAAUUGGAAGCGAGUACCUCGGAGAUCAAGGACGUCAAAGUCGUCGACAAUCAGCGAGUAAAGAUCCAGGCCGUUGACCGAAGUCUAUCGGUCCCGACAAUUGCAGUCGGGGAUAUCGGAGAAGCCGAGGCAGCUGCUCUAAAGUCGUUUUGUGCAACUCGGCAAUCGCCCGAAGAAAAUGAAAUUGGGUCGCAGGUGUAUCGGAUCUCGGUCUAUAGUGAGGUCUGUCCGAGUUUGAGAUCGGUCCGAGAUGUUAAUGUCAAUGUUAAUGUCUCGCGUGGUCGGUACCGACGUUUUGUGGUGAAGUCGAUUUUGCCGGGCUGUGAUGAAAUUGGUUUGAUGGCUCAACGGAGGAAUCGGCCGAAAAUAACGAGGUCGGAGAGGCCGAAAUCAAUUCAGGAGUUGGCCGGGCCCCGAGGUGUGAUGAGGUCGGACCUCGGUGAGGUUAAUCGGAAAUCUAAGCUUGAAGACGGUGAAACCAGUGACAACCAGGUCCGUUUAGAUCUUCAUUCGAGGUUUUUGAUAAAGAUGAAGAAACAGAAAAAUCCAAACAGUAGUAAGAAUAAGCUUGCUGGAGAGAAGUUCUCAGCAGAUAUGUAG